UAUGGGCGGAGGCGGAGGAGGGAGGGAGCUCGACACCACCCCCACAUGGGCGGUGGCGCUCGUCACUCUAGUGAUCAUUGUGAUUUCGAUCAUAUUGGAGAAGACCAUUCAUAAAACAUCACAUGCUUUUGAAAAGAGGAGGAGAAUGGCAUUGGUUGAAGCUCUUGAGAAAAUCAAAGGAGAGCUUAUGGUGCUCGGAUUCAUAUCCCUACUCCUCACGUUUGGGCAAACUUACAUCACGCAAGUCUGCAUCCCCGAGAAAAUCUCAAUGACAAUGCUGCCAUGUGAGUUCAAGGACGAUCAUCAUGAGGAGGGUGGUGGUGGUGGUGGUGGUUCGGAUGCGAAGGCUCCAAGUCAGGAAGCGGCCCAUCGGAGGAGGCUCCUCUCGUUCGAACGAAGGAUGUUGGCAGGAGGUUCUGACACACCCAAAGGCUGUCAUGAUGGAUAUGUGCCUCUGAUCUCUGUAAGUGCACUUCAUCAGCUCCACAUAUUCAUCUUCUUCUUGGCCGUGUUUCACGUCUUCUACAGCGCUAUAACUAUGAUGCUCGGGAGGCUCAAGAUUCGAGGAUGGAAGGAGUGGGAGAGACAGAUUGCAGAGGAAACUGAUGGAACUUCUGCUGAUGCUGCAAGAUUCAGGCUUACACAUGAAACCUCGUUUGUUAGAAGCCAUUCGAACCCGUUGAUGCAAAAUCCCAUCAUAUUUUACAUAGUGUGUUUUUUUCGACACAUAUUGUAUUCGGUCCAGAAGCCCGACUACUCCACUCUACGCCAUGGAUUUGUAUCAGUCCAUCUAUCUCCUGGGACGAAGUUCGACUUUCAGAAAUACAUCAAGAGGUCGUUGGAAGACGACUUCAAAGUGAUUGUGGGAAUUCCGCCGUAUCUGUGGAUGAUAUCAUGCGUGUAUCUGCUGUUGAACGUCAAGGGAGGGCAGGUUAUGUUCAUCCUGUCGAUUUUCCCCCUACUGGUAAUCUUAGCAGUUGGCACAAAGCUGCAGUCGAUCAUAACACAGAUGGCAAUCGAGAUCCAAGAAAAGCACGCGGUGGUGCAGGGAAUCCCACUUGUGCAAGUCUCCGAUAGGCAUUUCUGGUUCAGCAAGCCUACAUUAGUCCUUCACUUGAUCCAUCUCACUCUCUUUCAGAAUGCAUUCGAGAUCACGUACUUCAUUUGGAUAACGUAUGAAUUUGGGCUGCAUUCAUGUUUCCACAAAUACUUCCUCCUUGCUGUCAUCAGAGUGUGCAUAGGGGUAGGCGUGCAGAUCGUCUGCAGCUACAUUACACUCCCACUCUACGCCCUCGUCACACAGAUGGGCUCAAACAUGAAGAAGUCCAUCUUUGAUGAGCAAACUUCCAAGGCGCUGAUGAGCUGGCACAACAAGGUUAAGAAGAAACACGACCACGACCAUGUCCCACCCAUCCGCACGAAGAAGCUAGGAGAGUGCGACUCAUCACCCGAGCACUCUCCAAAGGAGUCAGGCGCGGACCUGGCUGCAGGUGCGGCUGCCAUUGCUGUUGCUCAGUCGAGCAUUGAGAUGACCGAGAACUCGCCUAAAGAACAGAUGACCGACAUAGACUUGCUAUCGGGGCCUUGAGAAGCUUAGAAGAACAGGCUUGUAAUUUGUAACUGUAGAAGCUGUUUUGCGUCAUUUUGUGACAUGCUUGCUGCACUUGUUUGUAUAUUUUUGUUUGUGAUGUACUAAUAAGUUGCAUUCUUGUCA
Messenger RNA from Salvia hispanica, 1714 nucleotides. RefSeq names its product MLO-like protein 9. Gene Ontology annotation, biological process: defense response. Lineage: Eukaryota; Viridiplantae; Streptophyta; Magnoliopsida; Lamiales; Lamiaceae. Gene Ontology annotation, cellular component: membrane. The record is from RefSeq and is a predicted model, not a curated record.